This is a messenger RNA of Uloborus diversus, 891 nucleotides long. RefSeq names its product ankyrin repeat and protein kinase domain-containing protein 1-like. Bases 1 to 891 code for a protein of 296 amino acids. The transcript has 3 exons. NCBI's taxonomy places the organism in Eukaryota, Metazoa, Arthropoda, Arachnida, Araneae, Uloboridae. The record is from RefSeq and is a predicted model, not a curated record. Gene Ontology annotation, molecular function: protein binding.
AUGUGGUUUAAAUGGUUUGAUGGGGCCCUGGAGACAGCUGUGUUGAUCGUGCUUGUGAAUUGGGAUGCAGGUGGGAGGCCGAAUGAUCUUCAAGAUUAUCGUGGAAGGACUCCUUUGGGGAUCGCUGCAUCUAAUGGAUUCACAGAGAUAGUGAAAAAACUCGUAGCUGCAGGUGCGAACACCCGCCUCUCUGAUGUGAAAGGCAAAACACCUUUACAUGCAGCUAUAUAUUCUAAAAAUGAAGAUACGGCGGAAUUCCUCGUGGUUUCUGGCUCUGUAAAUGAUCUUCAGGAUAAUUCCGGAAGAAGUCCCUUGCAUCUUGCUGCAUCAAGAGGACAUGCUGAAUUAUGCAGGAAGUUGCUUGCUGCUGGUUGCAAUGCCCGUCUUCAAGAUUAUGAGGGUUCUUCACCCCUUCAUGUUGCUCUUAUUGAGGGCACAGAGACUGUAGCUCUGGUACUUGCAUUUUUGGACUGUGAAAAUGACCUUCAAGAUGCCCAAGGCAUGACUCCCUUGAAUUUGGCUUGCUCAAGAGGAUAUGUGAGAGUAGUAAAAAAGCUGCUGUCUGCAUAUGCCGAUACCCAACUGCGAGACAACAGUGGGGAUACGCCCUUAUACACUGCGUUGGUGAAUGGACAUGAGCUGGUAGCCGAAAUUCUCAUUGAUUCAGGCACCGAGUACGAACUUCAAAGUGAAGACGGGCAAGCUCUCUUGCACAUUGCUACAGUGCUAGAAUAUGAAAGAGUAGUGAGAAAGCUACUAUUUUAUGGUGUACAUCCUCAUGCUAAAGAUAAGGAAGGAGAAUAUCCUCUUCAGAGUGCUCUAAAGGUUCAAAAAUAUCCAUUGUACCACAAGAAAAUAAAUUUUAGUGGUUAUGGGAGCAGUGAAGCUUAA